AAUACUUGCUCCGCUGAACAUAACACUAUUAUAAAGGCAAACCUGCACAAGAAUGGCUACUUGGCAUCCGGAGUUGGUGCCAUUCUCUGUGUGCAGCAUGUCUUGGUUUGUAGAAAAGGUGUCGGGGACCUGCAGAAGGGUGAGAAAUUCUGCAACAUAGACUACCUCAUUCUGUCCACCCUCACUGCCCUCGUACUCCUUUGGCUGAUGGUCACAUAUGACAUCACCUGUCAAUUCAACAAGAAGUUC
Laetiporus sulphureus 93-53 is the source of this 249-nucleotide messenger RNA. RefSeq lists its product as uncharacterized. The annotation marks the transcript as partial. NCBI's taxonomy places the organism in Eukaryota, Fungi, Basidiomycota, Agaricomycetes, Polyporales, Laetiporaceae. The record is from RefSeq and is a predicted model, not a curated record. The transcript has 2 exons.